Rotaria socialis is the source of this 1284-nucleotide messenger RNA. NCBI's taxonomy places the organism in Eukaryota, Metazoa, Rotifera, Eurotatoria, Philodinida, Philodinidae. The record is from the annotation of a GenBank genome assembly.
AUGCCAAUCAAAACAUAUUUACUGAACAAAUUCUUGGGUCGAAAAUGUCGUAUCAACGGUAUUUUCCCUUCAAAUCAUUUGCCACAGAAGAAACAUUUAUGUCAAGCAUUUACCGAUCAUCUAAUCUACAGUCCUGAACAGCUUCCACCCAAAGCUGAUCUUCGAAACGACAUGACAGACGUCGAAGAUCAAUCGAGAAUUGGCAGUUGCGCGGGAAAUGCAUUAGCAGGUGCUUAUGAGUAUUUGACAAAGAAACAACAUGGUCAAAAUAUUGACGUGAGCCGCUUAUUUAUCUACUAUAAUGCGCGUGUCAAGGGAAGUGGAUCAUCAAAUGUUAGUGAUUCGGGUUGCUCAAUGACGAAUGGUAUUGAGGCACUUGAAGAAUUUGGUACCUGUCUCGAAUCAAUAUGGCCGUACGACAUAUCAAUGGUUAACGCCCGCCCAAGCGAUCAAGCUUAUGCAGGAGCCCAGCAUCACAAAAUUACAGAAGCACUUCAAAUCAAAAUUGAUUUGCACGAAAUGAAAUCAUGUCUUGCUCAAGGUUUUCCAUUUGCAUUUGGACUGCGUCUAUUCACAUCAUUUGACAAAGCCGCUACAACAGGUGUUGUGCCAAUGCCCAGUUAUUCUGAUCGUAGUCGGCAAUCAGACGGCAGUCAUGCACUGUUGGCAGUCGGUUAUAGUGAUCAAUCACAAGCGUUUAUUGUUCGAAAUUCAUGGGGAACUAGUUGGGGUGAUCACGGAUAUUGUUAUAUUCCAUACGAUUAUCUGACUGAUUCUAAUCUCUGCUUUGACGUGUGGACCAUACGCAAGAUUCCCACCGAUGAUUUUGGGCAAGAUCAUUGGGAUAAAGAUGAUGCAACCGAUUACCAAAAUAAUAGAAACAACGACGAUGAUGAUUACGGUGAAAAUCGUGCGAUCGAAGAUUUUGAUGAAGAUGACCCUUGGACUGAUUUUGGAGGCGCAACAGGUGGUUUCAGAGAUGGUACAGACGAUGGUUUUGGUUUUAACCGUGGUGGUGAUGACUUUGGUUUUAACCGUGGAGGUGAUGACUUUGGUUUUGACCGCGGGGGUAAUGACUUUGGUUUCAACCGUGGUGGUGAUGACUUUGGUUUUGACCGCGGGGGUAAUGACUUUGGUUUCAACCGUGGUGGUGAUGACUUUGGUUUUAACCGUGGAGGUGAUGACUCUAGUGUUGAAAAUCGCGGUGAUUUCGCUCAUGAGCGUCAUGGUCACCACAGACAUCAUGGUCACCAUAAACGCGAACAGGACGAAUAUGAUAAUUGA